This is a messenger RNA of Malus domestica (apple), 1761 nucleotides long. RefSeq lists its product as uncharacterized. NCBI's taxonomy places the organism in Eukaryota, Viridiplantae, Streptophyta, Magnoliopsida, Rosales, Rosaceae. The record is from RefSeq and is a predicted model, not a curated record.
UCCGCUCGUUCUACAAACUUCAAUCAUUUCACACGUGCUGCCCACCCUUUCCACGCCGGAAAAUCCUCCGCCCCCUCUCUCUCUCUCUCUCUAAGCUGAAAAAACCGUCCUUCCCCGGACUCCAAACCCUAGGAUCUAAUUUUCUCUCACUUUCUCGUCAACCAAACACCAAUUUUCCGACCCAAGAAUUUAAAUGAGCUUGAAUCAAGCUCUUCACACUCUCCAGUUUCAAUUAAGUUAAAAUUUGGGUUUUUUUUUUCUGUAUAUUUUUUAUAUUUGGGUUUGAGAUGGGGGCAGUGACGUCAUCAAUGGCGGCCAAGUUCGCGUUUUUUCCGCCGAGCCCGCCGUCGUACGGGGUGGAGAAGGAGGAGGAUAGUGGGAAGCUGAAGAUGACCGGGGUGGGGACUAGGGAAAACGUCGACGUCUUGAAGCUGAGGACCAAGAGAGGGAACGACGUCGUGGCGGUGUACAUAAGGAAUCCGUCGGCGAAGCUUACUGUUCUGCACUCGCAUGGGAACGCGGCUGAUCUGGGUCAGAUGUACGAGUUGUUCAGUGAGCUGAGUCUUCACCUCCGAGUCAACUUGUUGGGGUAUGAUUAUUCGGGCUACGGACAGUCCACUGGGAAGCCAAGUGAGCAAAACACUUAUGCAGACGUAGAAGCUGCAUAUAGAUGCCUUGUGGAGAGGUACGGUGCGAAGGAGGAGGAUAUUAUUUUAUAUGGGCAAUCAGUUGGUAGUGGGCCUACUCUCGAUUUAGCAACCCGGUUACCAAGAUUGAGGGCAGUGGUUCUUCACAGUCCGAUCAUGUCUGGUCUUCGUGUCAUGUAUCCAGUGAAGCGAACAUAUUGGUUUGACAUUUAUAAGAACAUUGACAAAAUACCCUUGGUCAGUUGUCCCGUUCUGGUGAUUCAUGGGACGGCUGAUGAUGUUGUGGAUUGGUCUCAUGGCAAGCAGCUUUGGGAUAAUUGUAAGGAGAAGUAUGAGCCAUUAUGGAUAAAAGGAGGUAAUCAUUGUGACUUGGAGCUCUACCCACAGUACAUAAAGCAUGUCAAAAAGUUCGUAUCGACCAUUGAGAAAUAUCCACAUCUGAGGAAUAAAUCAGGGCCAGUUACAGGUCAACCAGAAAAUCCGCGGAAAAGCACUGACAUCAGGGAGAAAUCUUGUUCCAGCACAGAUCACAAAGAGAAUUGUAGACCAAGUACCGAUCAUAUAGAAAACCCCAGGUUAAGUACAGAUCGUAGAGAGAGGUCAAGGGCCAGCACUGAUAAGAGAGAGAGAACAAGAAAGAGUAUGGACCAACCUGAAAAAGCAAGUAAUAGCGUAGAUCAGCCAGAGAGAGCAAGAAAUAGCAUUGACCGCUUCGGCGAGAUGUUCAGAUCAGUUGGAUUGUGCAAUAUUGAUUGUUUUAAGCCCACAGCUACCAGUGCGUGAAGAGAUUGGAUCAGUUCACAAAUGGAAAUCUGCCUUCUACCCCGCUUCUAUUUAUUUGAUUGGUUUAAUUGGGUCGUUUGGGUGAUACGAAAAAUGUCCGUAGGAUGAGAACCAGCUACGUAGAGAAAUUCAAGUAUUGUAUACGUCACUAGUGCAAAUCCAAGAAAGAUGUACGGUCUAAUGGUUAUUUACACAUGGGCGGGGUUUAGGUGAUAGGAUGUCAUUGUUUCUCAUUCUUAAAGAGGAAGAACAAGAAAUUUGUUAGACCAGGCAACUUUUGUAUCUCACUUAAUUCUCCAGCUUAAUAAAUCUAACCUCUCUCUCUCUCUCU